UUGCAUUGUACAUUUACAUUUUGCUCUUUCUUACUCUUUCAUGUUUACAAGUGAAAAAAAUGGCAUACUGCAUAACAUAACUGCAGUCAGCAGCAAAAACUCACUUUUCAGAAUGUUGUUUUUUCUGUUAAGUGUUUUCAAAUAUUUUAGUUUCUUUAUUAUCCCACAAGCCCAGCAUUAAUCUGAAAGCUGGAUUAAGAGCACAAUAAAAUUAAACAGAAAAUUUGAUUGGAAUUGGGAAAAACUGUUAGCUUUACAAACACAGUAAUGCUGCAGUUAAUUUUUACUCAGGAAUCAGGUUUUAUCCAGGUUACAAAUCAGAAAAUUCAACUACAAUGCCAAUUUAAAUCGGAACGCUAACUUGUGAAGCCGAAAGUCAGGGAUUCCAUUUUGCUGCCAUGUUUAGACCAAAGUUUGACCUUCCCUUGAGACCUAAGUUCCAAAAGAAAAAUCACCAGCUGUCCCACACUGUCUCUUGAAGCCUGUUGGCCUUAUGUGACAGUCCUCUUUUCUCAUUCCUCUGCCCACAGCUGUGACCUUCCCACAGUGGAGGACUGGGAGAGACGCAAACAUUUAAAGUCAACCAGAGACAGAGGGAGUGAAAUCUGGCAGCAGCCAGGUGAAGGCUUGACAGGCGAUGAGUUUGGUGUCUGUUGGAGAUUUCCAUGUUUAGAUUCUGCUGACUCCUGCUGGUGCUCCUAGCCUCAGGAGGGAUCAAUCCAACCACCCCCACCUUCAACCCCUCUGUUUCUCUGCUGUUUCAGCUGCUGCAGCAUCAAAGGUGAAAGCGUCAUUCAUUUCUUGCUACUGUUUUUGUCUGUUGUCUCAGUUUGAAGCCAGGCUUCGAUCGUUGCAGGCUGUAAAUAUCCAACCACUUUAGGGGUUAGACACUGAGCUCCUGAGCCUCCUCAUGAUGCAGCAUCACAUGAGUAGAGAUGGCUCAUCUGAUCCUUUAGGAACCCUUGGAGGCCACGAGCAGCUCUGUCCGAAGGAAAGUCUGGACUGUGAAGACCCCAGAGAAUACUGCUAUGGUGGGUACCACCCUGUCCGGAUUGGUGACACUUUCAACCAAAGAUACCACGUGAUGUCUAAGCUCGGCUGGGGUUUUUUCUCCACAGUAUGGCUCUGCAUGGACCUCAGGUCAGGUCGGAGAGUAGCUGUUAAAGUGCUCAAGAGCGGCGCAGGGUUCACCCAGGCAGGACAGGAUGAACAGGCACUCCUGCGAUAUGUUAGUUCCUUGUGUCUGCUUGUACAUGGCAACAUGAAAAUACAACUUCCCUGUCUCAUUCUUCAGUGUUUCUUUCUCUUGUCUCUUGUACAUCAGUCCAGUGGUCCUGUUAGCCGUCACCCCUCCAGCCAAAGGAUCGUUAAGCUGCUCGAUAAAUUCUAGCUGGCUGGGGUUAACGGUGUCCGUAUCCUUCAUCGCAAUUAUAUAUAAUGAAUGCUGCAACCUCCAAAAUUCAUUAGGUACAUUACAACUUUCAAAUCGCAUAGUCUACAAAACGUGCACUCUGUGUUCAGUAUGUGGUCUUGCUGACAGACGCAUUGUAGUGUAAGCAUGUAGAUUAUAAAACCGUCUUUAACCUGUGUUAAUGAGACAUGUGUCUGGUGCUGGAGCUGCUAGGGCCCAACCUUAGAAGCUGGCAGCUCUGUUUUGGGAAACCAGGCCUGUUGCAGCCUUGGGUUAAGCAAAUACUCACUCAGGUUCUCCAGGGAUUAGACUACCUUCACUCUCAAUGUAAAAUCAUCCACGCAGACAUCAAGCCAGAAAACAUUCUGUUUUACCUGCAGGAGCAGAACAAUAUUGCACCAGCAGGGGGCAGCAGCUCCCUCUCUUUACCAGCUGGAAAGAAGACUGACACCACAGAGCAAGCGAACCCCUACCAAUUAGAAGACAUUUCAGUGAAGAUUGCUGAUUUGGGAAGCUCCUGUUGGGUGUACAAGCAUUUCUGUGAGGAGAUCCAGACCCGUCAGUAUCGCUCUCUAGAGGUCCUGCUUGGAUCUGAGUACGGUCCGCCAGCUGACAUCUGGAGUGUGGCCUGCAUGGCCUUUGAGUUGGUCACCGGAGACUCUUUGUUCCACCCCAAAGCCGGCGAGUUCAUUUCCCUGGAGGAAGACCAUAUCGCCCAGAUCAUUGAGCUCCUCGGCAAAAUUCCACCAGAUGUUGUCUUGUCAGGUAAAUAUUCAGCUGACUACUUCAACCGCAAAGGUGAUCUCCGUCGUGUAGGUCCACUGAGGCCCUGGAGACUUUACGAUGUUCUGGUAGAGAAAUAUAGCUUCCUGCUAGAGCAGGCCUCUGAAUUCUCAGACUUCCUUCUCUGUAUGUUGGAUUAUCACUCUGAGAGAAGGGCAACUGCUGCACAGUGCCUUCGACACCGAUGGUUGACCUCCGGUUAACCUUCUAAAGACCCUGAAGGCAGUGUAAAGUUCAGCGGCAAGACCUCAACAUUUUCAGGGUAUCUUUGAAUUUUUAUAUUUGGGGAAUUCCUGUUGCACUCGGUUAGCAUCAAAAAGAGAAACUUCUAAAUUUGAGCUUCAUAAGCACUUUAGGCAUUUUCCUAUUUUUCUUUAUUCUCCCUGAAUUUUGUUGUUAGACCUUUGGUGUAAAUCCUUAGAUUUGUAUUUCUUUACAGUGUUGGACCUGACUUGAACUGUCCUGACCAUCAAAAGUUAUUCAGUACUUUAUUUGUCAAUUUAUUUUUGUCAUUGAAUGUAUUCAAUAAAGGAUUUUCAUUUAAAUAACAUUUUUACAGCAAAAUAUUAAAGCUCUGUCGAAGAAAUGGUAAA
Molecule: messenger RNA, 2787 nt
Organism: Girardinichthys multiradiatus
Lineage: Eukaryota; Metazoa; Chordata; Actinopteri; Cyprinodontiformes; Goodeidae
Product: SRSF protein kinase 3
Exons: 10
Coding region: 1600-2397 (265 amino acids)
Biological process (GO): spliceosomal complex assembly; regulation of mRNA processing; protein phosphorylation
Molecular function (GO): ATP binding; protein kinase activity
Source: RefSeq, a predicted model, not a curated record